UUCUGUGUGGUUCUCCACCCCCACCCCCCAGCAGAGUGGAGGAGUUGAUGUGUCUCAUUAUAACAGCCAAUGCAGCCGCCAUCCACGCACAAGCAAAGAAGCAUGUCCCAUUUAAAUACACCCACGCAGCCCCAGCGCCCUUAGCUGAGCAGGGCGCGCAGCCCACACGCACCGCGGCUCCGGGCUUGGAGAUCAGCGCAGGUUGGGCUCCCUGACCCGGAGGACCGACGCUCGGGGGAUCGGGAUCGGGUGCUGCGGGGCCGGGGUGGGCUGGGGAGGCUGGGCCCGGGGCCUCUGGCGCGACACCCGCAUGAGGACGCGAGUAAAAUAGACCAAGGUGGAAUUUCCAAGGGAGAAGCUUCAGGGUGGUUUUGGACCAUUUCUCCCGCGAAGAAGUAGACAUGGCGAGCGACUCCCCGGCUCGUAGCCUGGAUGAAAUCGAUCUCUCGGCUCUGAGGGACCCUGCAGGGAUUUUUGAAUUAGUGGAACUUGUUGGAAAUGGAACAUAUGGACAAGUUUAUAAGGGUCGUCAUGUUAAAACGGGCCAGCUUGCAGCCAUUAAGGUUAUGGAUGUCACAGGGGAUGAAGAGGAAGAAAUCAAACAAGAAAUUAACAUGUUGAAGAAGUAUUCUCAUCACCGGAAUAUUGCUACAUACUAUGGUGCUUUUAUCAAAAAGAACCCACCAGGCAUGGAUGACCAACUUUGGUUGGUGAUGGAGUUUUGUGGUGCUGGCUCUGUCACUGACCUGAUCAAGAACACAAAAGGUAACACGUUGAAGGAAGAGUGGAUCGCGUACAUCUGCAGGGAGAUCUUACGAGGGCUGAGUCAUCUGCACCAGCAUAAAGUGAUUCAUCGAGAUAUUAAAGGGCAGAAUGUCUUGCUGACUGAGAACGCAGAAGUUAAACUAGUGGACUUUGGAGUCAGUGCCCAGCUUGAUCGAACAGUGGGCAGGAGAAAUACCUUCAUUGGGACCCCUUAUUGGAUGGCACCAGAAGUUAUUGCCUGUGAUGAAAACCCAGAUGCCACAUAUGAUUUCAAGAGUGACUUGUGGUCUUUGGGAAUCACUGCUAUCGAGAUGGCAGAAGGCGCUCCCCCUCUCUGUGACAUGCACCCCAUGAGAGCCCUCUUCCUCAUUCCCCGGAACCCAGCACCUCGCCUGAAGUCUAAGAAGUGGUCAAAAAAAUUCCAGUCAUUUAUUGAGAGCUGCUUGGUAAAGAAUCACAGCCAGCGACCAGCAACAGAACAAUUGAUGAAGCAUCCAUUUAUACGAGACCAACCUAAUGAACGACAGGUCCGCAUUCAACUCAAGGACCAUAUUGACAGAACAAAGAAAAAGCGAGGAGAAAAAGAUGAGACAGAGUAUGAGUACAGCGGAAGUGAGGAAGAAGAGGAGGAGAAUGACUCAGGAGAGCCCAGCUCCAUUCUGAACCUGCCAGGGGAGUCCACACUACGGCGGGACUUCCUGAGGCUCCAGCUGGCCAACAAGGAGCGUUCGGAGGCCCUGCGGCGGCAGCAGCUGGAACAGCAGCAGCGGGAGAACGAGGAACACAAGAGGCAGCUGCUGGCCGAGCGCCAGAAGCGCAUAGAGGAGCAGAAGGAGCAGCGGCGGCGGCUGGAGGAGCAACAACGGCGAGAGAAGGAGCUGCGGAAGCAGCAAGAGAGAGAGCAGCGCCGGCACUACGAGGAGCAGAUGCGCCGGGAGGAGGAGAGGCGGCGCGCGGAGCACGAGCAGGAGUACAUCAGGCGACAGUUAGAGGAGGAGCAGAGACAGUUAGAGAUCUUGCAACAGCAGCUACUGCAUGAACAAGCUCUACUUCUGGAAUAUAAGCGCAAACAAUUGGAAGAACAGAGACAAGCAGAAAGACUACAGAGACAGCUGAAGCAAGAGAGAGACUACUUGGUGUCUCUCCAGCACCAGCGGCAGGAGCAGAGGCCUGUGGAGAAGAAGCCACUGUACCAUUACAAAGAAGGGAUGAGUCCUAGUGAGAAACCAGCAUGGGCCAAGGAGGUAGAAGAGCGGUCAAGGCUCAACCGGCAGAGUUCACCUGCCAUGCCUCACAAGGUUGCCAACAGAAUAUCUGACCCCAACCUGCCUCCAAGGUCGGAGUCCUUCAGUAUCAGUGGGGUUCAGCCUGCUCGGACACCUCCCAUGCUCAGACCAGUCGAUCCCCAGAUUCCUCAUCUUGUAGCUGUGAAAUCCCAGGGACCUGCCUUGACCGCCUCCCAGUCAGUGCAUGAGCAGCCCACGAAGGGCCUCUCUGGGUUUCAGGAGGCUCUGAACGUGACCUCUCACCGUGUUGAGAUGCCACGCCAGAACUCGGAUCCCACCUCUGAAAACCCUCCUCUCCCCACCCGCAUUGAGAAGUUUGACCGAAGCUCUUGGUUACGACAGGAAGAAGACAUUCCACCAAAGGUGCCUCAAAGAACAACUUCUAUAUCCCCAGCAUUAGCCAGAAAGAAUUCUCCUGGAAAUGGUAGUGCUCUGGGACCCAGACUGGGAUCUCAACCCAUCAGAGCAAGCAACCCCGACCUCCGGAGAACGGAGCCUGUCUUGGAGAGCCCCUUGCAGAGGACCAGCAGUGGCAGUUCCUCCAGCUCCAGCACCCCCAGCUCCCAGCCCAGCUCCCAAGGAGGCUCUCAGCCUGGAUCGCAAGCGGGGUCCAGCGAGCGAACCAGAGUUCGAGCCAACAGUAAGUCGGAAGGAUCACCUGUGCUCCCCCAUGAGCCUUCCAAGGUGAAGCCAGAAGAAUCCAGGGACAUUACCCGACCUAGUCGACCAGCUAGCUAUAAGAAAGCUAUAGAUGAGGAUCUGACGGCAUUAGCCAAAGAAUUAAGAGAACUCCGGAUUGAAGAAACAAACCGCCCGCUGAAGAAGGUGACUGAUUACUCCUCCUCUAGCGAGGAGUCGGAAAGUAGUGAUGAAGAGGAGGAAGAUGGAGAGAGCGAGGCCCAUGACGGGACAGUGGCUGUCAGUGACAUACCCAGACUGAUACCAACAGGAGCCCCCGGGAGCACCGAGCAGUACAAUGUGGGAAUGGUCGGCACGCACGGGCUGGAGACUUCUCACGCAGACACUUUCAGCAGCAGUAUUUCAAGAGAAGGAACCUUGAUGAUAAGAGAGACGUCUGGAGAGAAGAAGCGGUCUGGCCACAGUGACAGCAAUGGCUUUGCCGGCCACAUCAACCUCCCAGACCUGGUGCAGCAGAGCCAUUCCCCGGCCGGGACACCAACUGAGGGCCUGGGACGCGUCUCCACCCAUCCGCAGGAGAUGGAGUCCGGGACUGAGUAUGGCAUGGGGAGCAGCACGAAGGCCUCCUUCACCCCCUUUGUGGACCCCAGAGUUUACCAGACAUCUCCCACCGAUGAAGAUGAAGAGGAUGAAGAAUCAUCAGCCGCGGCUCUGUUUACUAGCGAACUUCUUAGGCAAGAACAGGCCAAACUCAACGAAGCAAGAAAGAUUUCAGUGGUAAAUGUAAACCCAACCAACAUUCGACCUCACAGCGACACACCAGAAAUCAGAAAAUACAAGAAACGAUUCAACUCAGAAAUACUUUGUGCAGCUCUCUGGGGUGUAAACCUCCUGGUGGGAACAGAAAACGGCCUGAUGCUUUUGGACCGAAGCGGGCAAGGCAAAGUCUAUAAUCUGAUCAACCGGAGGCGAUUUCAGCAGAUGGACGUGCUAGAAGGACUGAAUGUCCUGGUGACGAUAUCAGGAAAAAAGAAUAAGCUACGAGUUUACUAUCUUUCAUGGCUAAGAAACAGAAUACUACACAACGACCCAGAAGUAGAAAAGAAACAAGGCUGGAUCACAGUUGGGGACUUGGAAGGCUGCAUACAUUACAAAGUUGUUAAAUAUGAAAGGAUUAAAUUCCUAGUGAUUGCCUUAAAGAAUGCUGUGGAGAUAUAUGCUUGGGCUCCGAAACCGUAUCAUAAGUUCAUGGCAUUUAAGUCUUUUGCAGAUCUCCAGCACAAGCCACUGCUUGUUGAUCUCACGGUAGAAGAAGGUCAAAGAUUAAAGGUUAUUUUUGGUUCACACACUGGUUUCCAUGUAAUUGAUGUUGAUUCAGGAAACUCUUAUGAUAUCUACAUCCCAUCUCAUAUUCAGGGCAAUAUCACUCCUCAUGCCAUUGUCAUCUUGCCUAAAACAGAUGGAAUGGAAAUGCUUGUUUGCUAUGAGGAUGAGGGGGUGUAUGUAAACACCUAUGGCCGGAUAACUAAGGAUGUGGUGCUCCAAUGGGGAGAAAUGCCCACGUCUGUGGCCUACAUUCAUUCCAAUCAGAUAAUGGGCUGGGGCGAGAAAGCUAUUGAGAUCCGGUCAGUGGAAACAGGACAUUUGGAUGGAGUAUUUAUGCAUAAGCGAGCUCAAAGGUUAAAGUUUCUAUGUGAAAGAAAUGAUAAGGUAUUUUUUGCAUCCGUGCGAUCUGGAGGAAGUAGCCAAGUGUUUUUCAUGACCCUCAACAGAAAUUCCAUGAUGAACUGGUAACAGAAGAGCACUUGGCACUUAUCUUCAUGGCGUUAUUUCUAAUUAAAAAGAACAUAACUCAUGUGGACUUAUGCCAGUCUAGAGGCAGAAUCAGAAGGCUUGGUUGAACAUCCCGCUUUCCCCUUUUCCUCUCUCUCCGCCCGUCCCAGUACAGCCCACAGUCCAUCUUUCAGUGUUGCAGCCUGGUUGAGAAGGAGAGAAAAAGGUGGCAGGAAUUUCCAGGAGAUCCCCAAGAAUGCUGCGUUGUCUGUGGACAGAGAUGGACCAUGGUGCCCUUCGGAGUUAGGGAUAGAAACAAAUAUUGUGUGCUCUUAUGAUUCAGCUGUGUUAUGGUGGAUUUUGAGUUUUGUUUUGUUUUGUUUUGUUACCUUUUUUCUUUACCCCCUUACUUUGUAAGAAUGGGGAGAGAAUGCAUACCGAGAAAACGAGUCUGUUUUUUAAUUCCUUCUGCCUGCUAGCUUUAAGUAUACGAGAUGUUGUAAAAUUUCCAAUUUCAAAUGGUGAGAGACAGCACAAUAAAUGUACCUUAUCUCCUUACACUGAAGGCCAUAAUUGCAUAGUGGGGUAAUUUUAGAACUCUUUUGCCUUCACCAACCCAAAAGAUUGCUUUUUGAUAGCAACUGGCUAAUGAAUUUUUAAGAGAAGAAAAAUACUAGUUUUCUCCUCUUUGGGGAAAUAGAUUUUAAAUGGCUAAACUACUAGCCUUAGACUAAUAAAAUCAACUACCAUUUUUGUGAGUCUGACAGGUCCUGUUUUUAUAUGGCCCUGUACAGAAUGGAAUGUGUGGAAUAGGAUAGUAGUGCCAUUGAGUCGAGUUGGCUCUAACGAUUGAGGGACUCCGUAACACAACUUUCCCUCAGCUAUUAUGCAACAGAUCAGGGCAAAAGAUGGGAUGACUGUUGGGGUCAGACAAAAAGAGCUUCUGGGAAACAAGCUAAAAAAAUGUGUGUAUAUAUAUAUAUGUAUAUAUAUAUGUAUGUAUGUAUAUACACACACACAUAUAUAUAUACAUAUAUAUAUAUAUAUAUACACAUUCUUUUUUUUAAUGCAUAAAGCCUCCAGCUAAGAGGUCAUUUGCUUUGGGCUUCAUUAGGAGGGAGACUUUGUCGAGUUCUUUCUGGGAAUUGGGGAGUGAAUGACAUCCAAGCCCUGGUCAUUCCCAGCUUUCUCCUGAGGGUGCCACUUUCUGAAAAUGAAAACUAUGACUGAAAAAAAAUAAUAACAAUAAAUGUUUCUGAGCUGCCUGUGUUCUCUCUGGGUUGGUGAGAGAAGGGACAAGACUACCAAGCCUGCCUGAGACACAGCGGGCACCAUUGGUUCAGAGUUGAUAGAACUUAAAAACAAGGCUUUGGCCAAAUUUCUGAGACCCUAAUCAUUUUACCUUCCUCCAAAUUACCCAACAUACGGUAAACAACAUUUGUGCAGAGAUAUGUAUGUAUUUAGUUCAGGUUGACUUGUGUCCUUAUAAACUCUUACUCGGAUGAUUUGAACUUUUACGUGACUGUCUGGGUUUUUUUUUUUCCAAAGCUACAAGCAUGGCCGCCUGUGGUAUCGAGGUGUUGCAAAACGAUCUGUGUUGCGCUUCCUGUUUUAACCUACCUCGUUUUGUUUGUUUUGUUUCACUGUUCAUCACAGCAGUGUUAUCUCCAGGAGACAUAUAGAGAGCUCAACUGGCAAUCUCAGGUGUAUUUAAUAUUUUUUUAAACAAAACAGUAGUUGACCAAAUUGUUCUUCUGGAAAAAUUAAAAAAAAAAAAAAAAUCCAACAACAACAAAAACAAAUGUGGCUUAUUUCUGAAGAAAACAAUUAAUGUAAACAGAUUUUCUUUUUAAAGUCUGUGAUCCUACUGAUUUUGCCUAAAUACAUUAGCAGCUGAUGUACUAUUAAUGAGAACGAAAUACACGUUAGGAAAAUGGAGCCAUCUCAAUCUGGUGGUUUAGGCAAACAGGGUAAGGGCAUGGGGAAUUAUUCCAGUUUCUGAAGUAAAUGAUUCUUCCCCUCCUGUAAAGGUGGUUAUCAUUUGCAUUUAUUCUAAACAGGUAACACACAAGAAUGGAAUUGAGGAUUAUCUUCAGGUGAUCACCAAGAUGUCCUCACCAUGGUCCCUUUAGCUCUCAAAAGCAAUGAAAUCCCCCCUGUUCUCAUUUUUACUGCUGUGGUUCUGCUGCUGAACAAUCUAUCUUCACAAAUUCCAUGCAACAAAUUCAGCAAUAACUUUGUGGAUUGAAUUUAACAACUACUGUAAUUGGAUGCCAACAUGGACAAAAUAUAUUGAUUUGGGUCUCACCCCCAAAUGCGAUUGCCACCAGCUCUUUAUAUUGCUGCUGUGGUAUUUUGAACCAGAAGCUUCUUUAAAUUAUGUUGCAAACUGAUCUUUGUUUUUAUGUUAUGUUUUGUUUUUAUUUCUAAGUGAUGAGUUUGAAACACACAGCUUUAAAUGAUUUUUUUAUUGUGGGAUUUUGGGUACAGUUAAGAAAUAAAAGGGAAUCAUUGUGUUUAAACAUAAGGUAGUUUGUGAAUGUAUUUUUUAAAAUCUAGAGUCAUUGAAACAAAAACUCAUAAAACAAUAUUAAUGCAGUCUUGUUUACAGUAUGUACAGUGACAUAACAUAGAACAUGAGCUUUUUCUGGUGCCAACAACAAUAAAACACAGACGUUAAACAUCAA
Panthera uncia (snow leopard) is the source of this 7150-nucleotide messenger RNA. It is a transcript of the gene TNIK, whose product is annotated as TRAF2 and NCK interacting kinase. NCBI's taxonomy places the organism in Eukaryota, Metazoa, Chordata, Mammalia, Carnivora, Felidae. Gene Ontology annotation, biological process: protein phosphorylation. The transcript is spliced from 33 exons. Bases 402 to 4484 code for a protein of 1360 amino acids. The record is from RefSeq and is a predicted model, not a curated record. Gene Ontology annotation, molecular function: protein kinase activity; ATP binding.